UGUGCCUGGCUGUCGCUGUACUCUUUGCCUGAGCACUAGGUUGCAGUGUGUGUUGGGCAGCAUGUGUCAGUGUGUUGCUUGCAGGGCACAGUGAGGGGAUUGCUUUCAUUCUCUUCUGGAUGUGCAUGUGUUGGGUGCAGGGCAGGAGGCGGGUGAGAGCUGGGUGUAAGGUGGCUAGUGGCUUCUUUUAGUUUGCCUUGGAGUGUGCAUGUGUGAGGGGAAGGUGGGCAUAGUGCCUGCGUGUAGACAGGGCAUGGGGGUUGCAUUGCAGUGGGCAUGUGAGUUGGCCAGUUAGGCUGGUUGUCUAUAGGAUAGUGGUUGUUGGGAUUGCAUAGUUGUGUGAUGGAUGUUGUAGUUGUGUUGUGGGCUGGGGUAGCUGUGCAUUAUUGUAUUGGGUAAUUGUGCAUGGCGAUAGCUAUUAGUUGUGUAUAUUGUGUGGUUCUGGUUAGUUGUGGAUAGUGCUGUGUAGUGCUGUAUAGUUGUGCAUGGUUCUGGUUAGUUGUGGAUAGUGCUCUAUAGUUGUGCAUGGUUCUGGUUAGUUGUGGAUAGUGCUCUAUAGUGCUGUAUAAUUGUGCAUGGUCACUGGCUAGUUGUGUGUUCUGGAUUUUAGUAGUUGUGUAUAUGCUGGUGAUUGUAGUUGCUUUGCACUGUGCUGGUUACUUGUGUAGCGAGCUGGUUAGCAGGACUAGUUAGCUGUGUUGCAGUGUGUGAGCAUGCUGGUGGAUUUCCUUGCAGAGUGAGUGUGUGUGUGUGUCAGUGUGUGUGUCAGUGUGUGUGUGGGGGCCGGUCCUGGCUGUGCUGUCUCUGUUCUCUGGGCAGUUCAGAUCUGUCUCUCUCCCCCUCUGGUCGCUGACUAUCACACAAGGGGGAUGAAUUCUACGUGCAACUUUUUUUACCAGGCAGAUAUCACCCUAUGCGGCUCAAGAUCUGUGGAUGAAUUCCAUCCCUUCAUCGAAGCACUUCUGCCCCACGUGCGAGCCUUUGCCUACACGUGGUUCAACCUCCAAGCCCGAAAACGAAAAUAUUUCAAAAAACACGAAAAACGCAUGUCCAAAGAGGAGGAAAGAGCAGUGAAGGACGAGCUAUUGAGCGAAAAACCGGAGGUGAAGCAGAAAUGGGCGUCCCGGCUCCUGGCAAAGCUGAGAAAAGAUAUUAGGCCGGAAUAUCGGGAGGAUUUUGUACUCACAGUUACAGGGAAAAAGCCGGCAUGUUGCGUUCUCUCCAACCCUGACCAGAAAGGAAAAAUGAGAAGGAUUGACUGCCUCCGACAAGCGGACAAGGUCUGGAGACUGGACCUGGUCAUGGUGAUUUUAUUUAAAGGUAUCCCACUCGAAAGUACUGAUGGCGAGCGUCUUGUAAAAUCUCCUCAGUGUUCUAACCACGGGCUGUGCGUACAGCCGCACCACAUAGGAGUUUCGGUCAAGGAACUCGACUUAUACUUGGCGUACUUUGUGCACUCGGCAGAUUCAAGUCUGUCAGAGAGUCCCAGCCACCCCAGCGAGGCUGAUAUCAAGGACCAGCCGGAGAAUGGACAUUUGGGCUUCCAAGACAGCUUUGUGACUUCAGGUGUUUUCAGUGUUACAGAACUUGUCAGAGUGUCGCAAACACCCAUAGCAGCAGGAACGGGUCCUAAUUUCCCCAUGUCAGAAUUGGACAGCUCUUCAUACUACAGUAUGAGCCCAGGUGCAAUGAGAAGAUCGUUGCCCAGCACGUCUUCUACCAGUUCUACGAAGCGCCUCAAAUCUGUCGAGGAUGAGAUGGACAGUCCUGGCGAGGAGCCAUUUUACCCGAACCAGGGUCGUUCACCAGGGAGCGGCAGUCAGUCAAGCGGGUGGCAUGAUGUGGAACCAGGAAUGCCAUCGCCUACUACCUUAAAGAAGUCAGAGAAGUCUGGUUUCAGCAGUCCUUCUCCUUCGCAGACCUCUUCCCUUGGAACGGCUUUUACACAGCAUCAUCGACCUGUCAUUACAGGACCCAGAGUGAGUCCGCAUGCACCGCCAUCAACCUUACAUUUCCCGACGUCGCCCAUCAUCCAGCAACCUGGGCCGUACUUCUCUCAUCCAGCAAUCCGCUAUCACCCGCAGGAGACUCUGAAAGAGUUUGUCCAACUUGUCUGCCCAGAAGCCGGUCAGCAGGCUGGACAGGUGGGGUUCCUAAACUUACAGUACUUCGGACACGACGCAUUCUGGCCCAAUGGUAGCAGCCAAGGCAAGGUGCACAAUCCAUUCCUUCCUACACCCAUGUUGCCACCACCACCUCCGCCACCAAUGGCCAGGCCUGUGCCCCUGCCAGUUUCAGACACAAAGCCUCCAACUACGUCUACAGAAGGAGGAGCCGCAUCUCCCACUUCUCCGACCUACUCAACACCCAGCACUUCCCCUGCAAACCGAUUUGUCAGUGUUGGACCACGAGAUACAAGCUUUGUAAAUAUCCCUCAACAGACUCAGUCCUGGUACCUGGGAUAAUGGCCGCAGAUUUCUAUCACACACAUGACAGACCACCCGGCCCUUCCCAUCUCUGUAACAUGGAAGAAAAUGAUGACAACACGGCACAGUGGCUUCGCUGCAACGGAAGGGGAAGACUUGUGUCAACAGUGUAACAACGUCGAUUGAGAAGACAAAAAGAAUCUUAUGUGGUCGCAUGGCAAUGGCCCUUUAUAAUCAGCCUUAUUCCCCUUACUUUUUUAUGAUUACUUUCUCACCUUGGGGGUCUGAAGAAAGUUCUGACCGGGAAAAGCUGGGCAUCAUGGGAUUUUAGGUGUUUCAUUGGUAGCGUUAAACAUUAGGUGGUUCUGGGUAGCCUUAGUCCGAUGUUUCUUUUUGGUUCUUUUUGUUUUUGUUUUUUCGUUACCGACUUGCUGUCAAACACAUUCAUCAUGAAGCCCAGCAUUUUCUGCAAAGCCGAUCCUUCUGUAUGUCCAUGGUUGUGAAACUUCUUGAGGAGUUGUGGAAGAAAAGACCCCCCCCCCCUCCCUUUUUAAAAACACAAAAGACUUAAAGCACUCUCAAAAUAUACAUGUAAAAUGACGUGUGAUAAGAACCUUCUGCUACUAUGACUUAAGACCACACUACAGUUCUUUCGGAAAACAUGGAAGUCAACCCUUUCGUGGUCCAGAGCCUCCAUAUUUUUCUUUUUUCAGCUAUUUUGAGUGCUACAUCACCUAAAAAGGAUUUGCUAAAACACAUGAAAUGUGCAACAUCAGUUAUCACAAACUGCACUUUUGUUUUUUGUGUCAUUUAACGACCCCCUUUCCCUCCCUGCGGAACUGAUGAAGUUGUAUCGAAGGACACAACUGCGACAAGAUGCUUUCACUAACAUAUCAACAAAACGUCCGCCCCUGCUUUCUUUCAAGGAGUUAUCACAUCCAUGACCCGCCCACGAGGAAGCUGUUAACAUAUAAGUUUCAUUCAAGUUGCAGAGCAAUGUUAAAAAAAAUGAAAAAGAAAAAGAAAAAAAUGUCCAGAACUUUUAUUAUUCAUGUAAGGAAAAAAUGCUGCACUUACAAAAAUAAGCUUUUCUGAGACAAAAAUUUUCAACAAUGACACAGAAACACAGAAAUGGGGAAGAUGGUCUGUUUUGACAGAAACUGACAGGAACCAAUCAAAACAAUCGUGUUCAGAUUGAGUAAAGUGCAAUUUCAUUGGAUAGGUAAAUAUCUUUGUAAGAUAGAGAUUGUUGAAAAUUCUAUUUUUGUUUUUUCAAGUCCUAACACCCCGGGACUCUAAAUUAUGGGUGUAAAAAAAAAAAAAAAACAGCCUUGCAAAAGAAAGGGGAGCUAUUUUUGCUUUUUAUGUUUUUUAUUGUUAAAACUUGUAUCCCUUAAAAGUUAAAAAAAGAAAAUCUAAAAAAAAAAUAUAUUAUAAAACAUAAAGGUGCUUUUACCACAAUAUGUUAACGACAUUAAACGCUACGUAAUCAUUUUCUUUUAUCAAAGCACAUAACUAAAAGUGGAAUCAUAACGCAUCUUCAUUUUAUAAGCUAAAGUCACUACGAGUGGUAAUGCCAAUUCAGACAAACAAAAAAAAUAACAAAACGCAAAAUUUCCCAGUGUAGGAUUUAGUCAGGCGCCUCAGGAUCUUUAUAAAAUGUCCAGAUUUUAUCCAUGUCAUUUUUUUUAUUAUUAUUUUAUUAUUAUUUUUUUAUUUCCAUCACUUGCAUUCUCUGGACUAUAAACACUGAUUAAUCUAGUGGGGGGGGGGGGGGAUUUCAGCAGUUGCUGAAUGAAAAAUUUAAAAACUGAAAAUUGAAUCAUAGACUUUAUGUAUGUUAUGUACUUAAAAAAUAAAGAUGAAAAAGGACAAAAAAAAAGGUCGAAAAUCAAAAUAAACAGAAUACACAUGAUUUAUUUUCUACCAGACAGCGGAGCAUAUCCCUUUUGCUUCGCAUGCAACCUUUAGGAGGUUUCCUAUACUAUACAUAUAUUAUAUACCUUCUGGCGGGGCAGGUGUGUCCGUCAGGAGGGGAAAAAAAACGUCUCUGCAUGUUUAGUGUUAGUAUCUCAUUUUUAUAUACUUAAAGUAGAAUAAAUUAGAGUGCAUUAAGACAAGACAUUUUAAUCCUUAUUCCAGGCACUUGCCUUUUUUUUUAACCCUCUCCCCCCUUGCAGCUGUAAUAGGGCUUGGUGCCCUUCCUUUUUGGCAGUGAAGGAGUUAAACUCUGUGUGUUCAGUCCUAUUGGAGGGCUUUUUGCUACUGUCCUUGUACAAUCAAGUCCAUGAAACUCUUGGGAAGACACUUUGCUCCUCAUCUUUUUUCUUUUUUAUGUUUUUAUAUACUCAUUUUGUUUUCCUCUUAACACUUUUGGCUGCGCGGGAACGGCUUGGGGACGGCUGUUUGCAGUACAUCACAGGUCUCUCCGGCAGCCGAUAGGUUAAUUUGCACGAAUAUGAAAUAAAUUCCAUAUCAAUGUGCCUUGCCCUGGAUAGCGAUUAUUUGUGAAAUUGUUGCACAUGUUCCUCUAUAGAUAGUGGGGAGAGAAUUCCUCAGUCACGCGUUUUGGAGACACUUUUUUUUUUGGGGGGGGGGUAUUUUUAAUUUUUUCUUGUAAAUGUGACUUUUACGUCAGACGUUGAAGGCUUCACCAUGUAGGUAGAUAUUUUAGUUAUAUCCCACCAGUAGGAGUAGUGUGCUUAGUCUUGUAGUGUCUGUGCUAUUUUUGCGUAGGAGAUCAGUAUUUUGGAGGGGGGGGGGGGGGGAGAUGUUUGCUGCAUUGUGACAAUUUAUUUAGAGUCUUCCUUUAUGAUCAUUUUAUUUUGGGUUUCCCCUGAUCAAUGAAAAUAUGCAAUACCUGCUUCUAUCAUGUAGUCAAAGCUUAGCAGAUUUAUUAGAAUUUUUUUUAUUUUAAUUUUUUUUAUUUGACCAAAGUUGGUGCUGUACUUGACGCAGUGUGUUAGGCGUUUAGUCAUUGUAUCUUUUGUGACUACGAAUGCACAUGCAGGAGGGGCCUCUUAGAGAAGCAGUCAGACUGUGAAGCACUAAGCGGUACCCUGCUUUGAGCAAUUUUAUUAUUUCUUUUUUUUUUUUUUUGUGUGUUACAACUGUUCCUAUCACAAGCAAGCCUUAAAGUUAAAAAAAAAACAAAAAAAAAAACCUGACUUCCUUUCCUUAAAAUUCCCUUCCCCCCCACACCCCAUUUUUAUUAGCAGACUUCAAUCAACCCAACGUUCGACAGAGAAGAGGUUCUAAUGCCCAUUUUUUAUAUGCACGUUUUUAAAAUAAAAUAAAACUAACAAAAACUUCCAACUUCUGAAAAAUUGUUUACCGGUUCUCUCUAUUUAAGAAAAAGAAAAUGAAUAAAAUGUUUUUUGGAUUGUCUGAUACGUGGUUGAGUAGUCUCGUAUUGUGUGAGUGUUAGUGAAUCGUGUCCAUUUUUCUGUAGCCAGCAUCCUUUGCCUUUCCUAUAGCACUUAGCUGGGCAUUACCUUAUGACAUAUGUGCACUAAAAAAAAACAGCAGCUUGCAGUGCUUCACAGUGAAGGGAAAUAAAGCCUAGACAAACAUUUUGUCAGAACCUUGCUAUAAGUCAAGGCGUUACCAGUAAAUUGGUUGUACAUACAAUACAAAUGCACCCUUUUAUAUAACAUGCAAACUAAGCAAUAGCUCUGGGCAGUUGUAGGGUUUUUGUUGUUGUUGUUGUUGUAUUAUUUUUUUUUUCCUUUUGGGUGACUUUUGUUGAUUGUGUUGCGUAGACCUAAUUGCAAAGAGAGCAAACUGCCUGCUCAGAUAUGUCCUUUGUAUGUUGUAUAGUUUUAAUGAGUACACUGAUUUAUUCUACCCUAUUUUAUAACGCAGGACUUUUGUAACGUUGUUUAAAUGAGGACAAUUUUCUGUCAAUUUAGCUUUGCAGAUUUUUCAGAUUGUUUAAUAUAACGGCGACGCUCUUAGAAUUUUUAUUUUGAGUGGGGGAGGGCGGUGGGAUUUUUUUAAUUUUUUUUUUUCCUUCCAGGGACUGGAUUUAAGUUAAAACUUACCUGUUUCCUUUUUGUAUGUAUUUAAAUACAAAAUGAUUUGGUUUCUUCUCGUCUUGGUAUAGCCUGUUCCUAUACUUGAGAAGUAUGGGCCACUAAAAACCCAUUUUAAAUGGACAUUACAGGUAUUGCUGUAUUCUGCAGUGCUUGAUCACUACUAAGGUCUGACUGGAAGGUUGAGGAUUUCUGAAGACAUUCUCAGAGGGCAGAAAAUGUUUUAAAGGCUUUAAGACAUGGCAAUGGCAUAGGCAGUCAAGGAUGUGUCAAGUAUCAAAUUCAUGACGUUCACUUAGGUUCAUCCGGCCACCAUAUCGGAAACACAACAAGAAAUCAUAGAGGCUCAAAUCGGUUUCUUUAAUUUAUUAAUUUUUUUUAAAUAAAUUUCAAUAUUUGACUUCUGCGCAGUAAUGCUGGGUGUGCAGCAUGAUAGAUUGUUACCUUUUGAAAUAAUGUAAUUAUACAUGAGUUCUAUAAAAAUGUCCGAAAAUAAGUGCAAUUUAAUGAACUCAAUAUAUGCAGUGUGAAUAUCACAAAAAUUGUAACGUAUAUUAGCAAUUUCUUAUAAAAUAGCACAAAGGUGCACAUGAAUAAAACUGAUACAAUUUUAAUUCAUUACCUUAAAAAAAAUAAUACUUAACAAAACAAUUACAUUUAUUUUACAGAUUAAAUGUUAUCCUUGUCAGUGAUUGAUUUGUUUGUCUAUCUAGCUAUCUAGUCACAUGAAUAUUUUAAUACAUCUCCAGGGCAUCCAACAAAGCAGCUGUACACAUUUUUAAAUAUUUUUUCCAAAUAAGUUAAAAUAUUUUUUGCUAAGUUUUAAAAUCAGUUCAAAUAGUAUUUUAAACUCUACAUAGUACAUGAGGUAUAUUGACGACAUCCAUUUCUUUCCAGUCUCUACUAUUGUAAAAAAUUUGAACUGUUCUAGCUAAAGUUUAUUUUUUUUUUAACUGUUAAAACUAAAUUGAUCAAAUAAUACUAAGAUAUAAAAUUAAUUUAUACAUCAGCCCAAUUUACUAACUUGCCCUAUUAAAAAUGUAUACCCUCCCCUUAUCUUCUCAAGUAAUACAAGUUUAUGCGAUCCAAGAUGGGAUAAAAUUAGGUAAAUUUGGCCCUAGCAUAAGGCAUACAUGUUUUGGGCUCAUCUACUGCAUUCUCGUUAGUUCCAUCUUAUAAUUAAGCGUCGCCUUCUCCUCCCCUCCUUGGAUCAUAAACGGUGAUUAGUAUAACACUACACUAUAGGACGUUUCUGCAACUCUUCCAUUACAACGUGAUAUUUGUCUAGGAUCUCUUAUUCUGAAAUGCACUUUGUUAAAAAAAAAAAAAAACUCCCGUUAUAAGGUCCAUGGUCAGGAAUAGGUAAGAGGAGGUCUUUUUUCUGUAGAACAACAGGGUAAUGAAGAAAGUUCUCCCCCAUUGACUGAUAUAUAGCCAGUUCAUUGGCCAGGUUGCUGCACACUCGAGCCAGAUUGCGCUGCUUUUCUUAUGUUUUUUUUUUUUACUUUUCUUUGUAAGAUUAAAUUAAUUCUGCUACACAUCCCAUAACUAAAAAAAAACAUAUACAAGACUUUCUCCAUUCACUCCAUCAUCAACUGGUAGCGAUAUGCAGAUCCCAAGGCACUUUGUUCUUUGCUUUUAUUCAGUUUUUUUUACUUUCUUAGAUUUCUUAGAUCUGCUUAGUAACAGUGUUCAUUUUUUCUUUUUUUCAUCAAGAGCAACACGAAAGCUUCGACUUCAUAGUUUCCUUUCCUUGUGGCAAUAUAUAUAUAUAUAUACCUAUAUAACUUUAACAAAAAAAGUUGCUCAACAUUGUACUUUGCAUUGUGUCUCUGGUAAUGUAGAUUUUUAAAUUUUUGGGGGUAGGGGGGAGUUUGAAAGCCUUCAUAGAACAAAUAUAGUGAAAAAGAAAUUUCCAGCAGGAUUAUAUUGGCGAGAGGUUCAGUGGCAUGGAAAUCUGUAGGACAACAUGGACACUUUUUGCCAGGGCUACCCACUAAGUGCUUGUGGCUCCAGGCCGGUUGUUUAUAUAUAUUUUUUUGUAUAUUUUUUUUCAUUUCUUUUAGUUUUUUCAAAUUCUUUUCAAUCCAAGCAUGGAUGAAUACUCUUCCAAUGUGCAGAUAACAAAAGGAACUGCUGUGUAUGGCCCAUCUACACGCUGCCACUGGUUUUGGAAAUAUCCCAAAAAUUCCCGACAUGGUGCUAAGAUGGUCCGGCUAACAGAUUGAGGCCUCUGUUACUUAGGCUGAAUCUAGCUCUUCUGUUCAUCCAUGUGAAUGCAUAGCAGUGUUUUUCUCUGCAUGGAAACUAUGCACUAACCCUACCUGAGACAGAUAUGAUCAACUUUUUUUAUUUUAUUUUUUUUCCGUUAACUUUCAGUCCUUGCCUUUUUAGGUCAUUCUUAUGAAGAUGCCAGCUUUAGGACAGAAUUAAUUAUAUGAUAAAAACCAGCAAACUAUCUGAUUAAUGAAUUGUAGUGCCUGUGAAACCUGUAUUAUAUGCUCUUCUAAAGAAAGAAAUUUCUACACCGUGAGCCUUUUGCUGUCUGUCAGAAUCUUCUGAUGUGAAAUAACCAUGCCAUAAAUAUGCAUGCGAUCCCAUACUGCUUAGUCAUUUUACAAAUACUUCUUAUCUUAGCCUGAGGUUUAUUAUAUAAUUUUUUUUUGCCUAAUCAUUUAUUGUAUGUCACCAAGAAUGCAAAUUCUAAGCCUUGUUUUUUUCUGGGUGUUUUUCAGUAUUUUGGAGGUAUACAUCAACAUAUUAAAUUCAGUAUUACUUCUGAUUUCUUUUUAUUUUAUUUUUUAAUUUCAUUCAUUUCAAAUAUUGACAUCUUAUGGGGAAGUUGUUACUCCGUUUCACAAACCUGAUUUCUCUAGGUUGAAACAAAUGGUGAGCCAAUAAUUUCCCAUCUCCACACCAGACCGAAACAAAAAAAAAAAAAUUAUACAAAAACAUUGACCAUUGGUUCCAUAAGUUCUAUAUAUACUGUAUGUACCUGAUUUUAAUUUUUUUUGUGUGUGUGUUUUCGAUCAAAUUACUUUAUUCUGUACAACCUGUGGGGCCUGAUUCAUGAAAUAUAUGAACUUAUGUAUAAUUACACAAUGCAAGUACACGUGAUUGUUUGUUUUUUAUCUGAUCAGUUCUUCUAUGCUGCCCCCUUAUAGCGAGUGAGAACCAUAAAGUUUUCGGAUUUUAGUCAGUUUGAAAUUUGGGUGGUGGAUGCCCUGAGUGAUUAAUAAAUGUGUUAUCUCACAGCUCAUUUCCUCAUAAUGUCUACGUUAAUGUGAACCUUUCUGUGUCAAGUUAAUGGACAGCAUCAAUUUUAAGUUCUGAAAUCCUCGGGUCUGCAGAUUUUUGAUCACCUUCUAUUUUAUAGCAUGUAGCAGAGUCCUUUUAAUAAGUUUUGUUGUCCGUGCAAGCUGGCCUUGAUCGACUAUCACUUCCACAAAAAAAAAAAAAAAUUCUCUCGAGUCACCGUUGAAGUGCCGAAACUUUCCUGUCUGGACAGCUGCUCUCAAAGAUUAAAGUACCGAUAAAAUGUAUGAAAUCUCGCAUGACAUGGGAAAUUAUUUAACCAAUAUUCUAAAAAAAUAUAUAUUUAAAGUCAAGAAUUCAAAAACAAUUUUUUACAAUUGGUUGGGCUUCGUGCUUUUUAUUUUAUGGGAAAUUAAAAACGUAUGAAAAACGGGGGAAAUUAGCACCUUUUAUCUGAACAAAGAGUUGUUUUUUUAAGCAAUUAAUAAUUUAAAAAAACUAUAAUUUAUUGUGCAAAUUUAUUAUUUUUUAACGAUGUGAUAGAUGUCAAAGCUGUUGCUGGUUUCCUCCAUUUUCUAUGUUUUUAAUAUAUAUAUAAUUUUUGCAUAUUUUUUUAUUAGUGUCUCCACCAGCCUUAUACUUCAUGUCAUCACCCAGGAUUGCAGAAUAUGGACGCUAAUUAAAAAUUUUGUAGGCGGCUAUGUGUGCAUCACAGCUUAGGGUCUCACACCGGGGCUUUGUAAGUUGCGGUAAGGCUCUUAACAAUCGCAACAUCAAUUUUUAGAUUUGAUGCUUAUGUAACAAGCUCCAUAGACGACAUAAUAACCAUAAGCCACGCAGACACAACACAUGGCACAUCGUGGACCCCUCAGCUGUGCGCACAUAUAGUCCAUUGAAUGGGUUCUUUGUCCCGCGCUCUCUGCAGAAUCACACAACCAUACAUUGUUGGCAUAAGUCGAGGGUGCAGACAGCAGGUGAAGACGGGCAUCCUUACAGGCUGGGGACUGCGUGAGGAAUUGGUCUUUUGUUUGCUUGACUAGGUGGGAUCUAUUCGGCAGCCGUGGGAAUCUCCUGUCCCCCAUUUAUUUUAUCUCUUCAUUUCUCACAAUCCUGAGCUCUUCAUUGAAUAACGCGCCGCAGCCGAGCUGGCUCUUGACCAUGUUAAACCCUUAUCUUUGUGUUUAAUUAAUCGCCCCAUAAUGGGUGUUUUUCGGAUCUUCAGUGUGCCUGCGGUAACACGCUCGUCGUUUGAUAAAUCAGGCUCUCCGUGCCUCUCCUGACAUGUAUUUACUCAUGCUUCUUAUCAGUUUAUUUUUUACUGUGUUCUGUGAAAUACAAAAAAAACAAAACAAUGUAAUUGGUUGAGAAUCACUGUGGGUAUGAACUGUUCUCCGACUAAAUCUCUGCAGGUUUUUUUUUUUUUUUUUUUUUGAGCUGGUGUGUGGAUUAGUUAACUCUUGUACUCAGCCAUUAGUGCAACCAACUCUUACAUUACAAUACAAUUACUGGAAACGAAUACUGCAUUUCCUAUGCAACAAAAAAGGAAAAUAAAAAAAAUUGCUAAUGC
Messenger RNA from Bufo bufo (common toad), 11282 nucleotides. RefSeq names its product nuclear factor I A (gene NFIA). Bases 870 to 2465 code for a protein of 531 amino acids. Gene Ontology annotation, cellular component: nucleus. The transcript is spliced from 12 exons. Gene Ontology annotation, biological process: regulation of transcription by RNA polymerase II. The record is from RefSeq and is a predicted model, not a curated record. Gene Ontology annotation, molecular function: DNA-binding transcription factor activity, RNA polymerase II-specific; RNA polymerase II cis-regulatory region sequence-specific DNA binding. Lineage: Eukaryota; Metazoa; Chordata; Amphibia; Anura; Bufonidae.